AUGUCCUUCGCCGCCGCUGUCGCCCGCAGCUCGCUCAAAAUCAGGCCUACUGGCGCCCGCGCGUUUGCUUCGUCCGCGACGAGGCGCCAGGCGGUGCCGACGGAGAAACCGGUGCUCAAGAAACAAUUCAAGAUCUACCGUUGGGACCCUGAGGAGCCCGCCAAGAAGCCGACCCUGCAGACCUACGAGGUCGACUUGAACCAGUGUGGGCCUAUGAUUCUCGACGCUCUGAUCAAGAUCAAGAACGAGGUCGACCCUACACUCACUUUCCGUCGCUCUUGUCGCGAGGGUAUCUGCGGCUCCUGCGCCAUGAACAUUGAUGGCCAGAACACGCUUGCGUGUCUCUGCCGUAUCGACCGCAACGAGAAGAAGGACACCAAGAUUUACCCCUUGCCUCACAUGUACAUCGUCAAGGACCUCGUACCCGACCUUUCCCUCUUCUACAAGCAGUACAAGUCUAUUCAACCCUACCUGCAGAACGACAACCCGCCCGAAAAGGGCGAGUACCUGCAGAGCCAGGAGGACAGGCGAAAGCUUGACGGCCUUUACGAGUGCAUCCUCUGCGCCUGCUGCUCGACUUCUUGCCCGUCCUACUGGUGGAACCAGGACGAGUACCUCGGCCCGGCCGCGCUCAUGCAGGCCUACCGCUGGAUCGCCGACUCUCGUGACUCGUACACGAAGCAGCGUCUGGAGAAGUUCCAGAACGAGCUCAGCCUGUACCGUUGCCACACGAUCUUCAACUGCGCACGAACAUGCCCCAAGGGUUUGAACCCGGCAGCGGCUAUCGCGAAGAUCAAGCUCGAGCUUGCGGCCGACUAA
Molecule: messenger RNA, 819 nt
Organism: Punctularia strigosozonata HHB-11173 SS5
Lineage: Eukaryota; Fungi; Basidiomycota; Agaricomycetes; Corticiales; Punctulariaceae
Product: iron-sulphar subunit protein of succinate dehydrogenase
Exons: 6
Coding region: 1-819 (272 amino acids)
Biological process (GO): respiratory electron transport chain; aerobic respiration; tricarboxylic acid cycle
Cellular component (GO): mitochondrial membrane
Molecular function (GO): 2 iron, 2 sulfur cluster binding; electron transfer activity
Source: RefSeq, a predicted model, not a curated record